Molecule: messenger RNA, 2310 nt
Organism: Struthio camelus australis
Lineage: Eukaryota; Metazoa; Chordata; Aves; Struthioniformes; Struthionidae
Source: RefSeq, a predicted model, not a curated record
AUUGACAGAGAAUCAAGGGUGAAUUUUUUGAUCAGUCCCAUGUGGCCCUACCAAAUGUUUCAAAGUUCUUCCUGCAUCAAGCCAUGGAGGAGAGAAAAGCUGCAGAAGCUUUGAUGAAGUAUCAGCAAGAAAGAGGAGGCCACUACUGUUCUAAAACCAUCCAGAAACCAAACUGUGAGUACGCAGUCAGUCUGAUGAAAGCCCUGGAAUUAGCAAUGAUCCAGUGGAAAACUAUGACACGGUAUUUUGAAGAGCUUUAUGCCCUGAGCCUUGAAAACGCAGACCCUCACAGUGCAAGCACUAUCAAGAAACAGUUCAUUGAGCCCAAAAUCCGGAAGAUCAAGCUGAUGGGAGAUCUUCUGACCAAUGCUCGCAGGCUUGACUGUUCCCAAGAUGGCAGAAACAGUCUUGGCGAUUACUUCAUGGACCGGCUCCAGAAAGAGCUAAGAACAGGCAUAGAGCCAGAGCCUAGUCAGCGCAGUAGCCCCUGCCCUCCUCUCCAGCAAUGCACAGGAGCUGCAGAGGGUCUGAAGCGCCCCCAGAGAGAAUCCUCCCAGCACAGGAAUGGCAUAGGGCCAAUAUAUGCAACUGUAUAUUGCACUGCUGCAGUGCCACAGUGCAAUGAUGGGACAGGAGCAAAAGUGAAGCAGGGCAGGGAGGGACUGUAACACUAGGACUGCUACAGCUAUGGAGCAGCUCCUAAGGCAGAUCUUUAUGGAGGGUGGCCUUGAGACCAGCACUCAGGAGAUGCAAUUGGUUACUCCUGUAUCACUCCCCCUUCUUCAUACCUUGGCCCUCAUCCUCUGAUGAGCCGCAGCUCAAAGUCUAGCCCAUACCAUUGUUUAAAUCAUAGUGAGAUUGCUAGUUCCCCAGAUUGUUUGCAUCAAUUACACUUUCAUCUAUGCAAUUCUUACCGUAGAAGAUGCUUCAGUGUAGAAACUAAAAGCCUUUAGGCCUCUCCUCUGGCUUAAAUGACUGUUAGUAUUAGUUAAUGCCAAUUAUUUUUAACAGUGUAUAGAACUUUUAUAAAAAAAAAAAAAGAAAGAAAACUUUAGUACAAGGUAACUUCUAUGUGGGAAAAAAUCCAAAGAUUAAGUUUUAUAUUAAAUAUUUUACAUUAGUAUGGUAACAUUAUGAACUCUUUAAAAGACUUGUUUUAAAACAAGGUGGAUUUCUUGUUUUCUUUCUAUCAUAGUAUCAAUUUCAAUAACUAAGUAAAUUCAUUUACCUAUAACCCAGCUAUUUCUUGUUGUAUAUGCCUUCAAUAUGAAGGAUACUAACUUUUUCUCAAUGUGGGAACAGGACAGUGUGCUGUUUUUCACUGCAGUUACUUGCCUUGUUGCCUUUUCUAAUCCUCAAAAAGAGGAUGAGAUGUAAAUUAGGGGUUCUCAUUAGAUGUGGUUUUCACCGGUUUUAUUUUACAAGUGUCCCCAAAGGCCCUAGCUCUAGGGACUUGCCCAGACAUAGCCUAGGACAGUUAUUUUAAUUAUCACACAAAUCCCUGUUUCAGCUGGAUAAAGUAUGGUACUACUGCUGAUUUUCUGUAUUCCCUAUCUUGGCCCCAGGUAGGUGAAUAACAUCCUUGGGAAAGUGCAGCAUGCGCAGCUAAAAUUGCACUACAGAAAGCAGCCUCUCAUUCAUUUUUGCAUUUCAGUUGAGGGGGGCAUUCACACUGCCAAACUUAAAGCCUUCACUUUAGCCAGCUGGGUUAAAGUUCAGAGGAGUCUAAAUUCCUUCCAGUGAGCUCCUACGGGAAUGCCUCUCCUUCUCUACAUUGACUAACAAGGUCACCUAGGAAGAGCAACUGGCUAAAUCAGCUGCCUGGAACUAGGUUCUUAAGUCGGUAUAUACCACAGCUUUUAGGCAAUUUGAGUUAAUCUUUCAGUGGAACAAACCCCAACUUUUAUGUAAUACUGUAAUCAAUGUUUCUGUUGUUAAAUUUGAAAAUAAAUUCAGUUCAAUGUAAGAAAUAAUGCAGAUGCAAAUUUUUAAGUUUUCCAAAUAUGCAUGCUAAUGUUCUUCUCCAAGAGACUUUGCCUAUUGACAAAACUGUGCCAGAGUCUAUCUGCCCCCAAGAAAGUUACACAAGAUAGAAAUAUACACCACAAAAUGAAAACAAACAUAUCGGAAAACUGCAUUAAGGUAAAAACACUGCACAAGGAAACACUAAGUCAAUUUUGACUUCUACACACGGUAGCAUUAAGUACCUAUUUCUGUAAAGCCACAUUAGCCCACCUACUUUCUGCUGAUGUUGUAACACAGGACAGACAACUACAAUUCAGAUGUUUUCCCAAUCCCUUUCUGUUAAUG